Plasmodium coatneyi is the source of this 3696-nucleotide messenger RNA. RefSeq lists its product as uncharacterized. Bases 1 to 3696 code for a protein of 1231 amino acids. Gene Ontology annotation, molecular function: nucleic acid binding. The transcript is spliced from 2 exons. Lineage: Eukaryota; Apicomplexa; Aconoidasida; Haemosporida; Plasmodiidae. The record is from RefSeq and is a predicted model, not a curated record.
AUGCACGAGGUCUUCUACAUGAGAACUCUUCUCAGCGCUGUCAUCUUGUCGGUACUAUUUUCCCUGCGAAACCAAAACAAGGCGAAAUGUUAUAAGAUCCAUGGGAGGUUAGGAAGAUGUAAAAGGAAUGCAGCUGUUACCAUUUCUAAACACACAGAUGAGUUCAAUAGCGAGAUUGAACAGAACAGCAGUUUGGCGAAAAGAAAAAAGAGAUAUUCCUUUACCCCCCUAAAGAGGAAUACCAUAAAAGAUAUAAAAAGAAGAAUAAAAUUUAAUGAGAAAAAUGUGAGACCCCCAAAUGGAUCCUUUUCCAGAAAAAAAGACAUACAUAAAUCGCUCAUCGAUGAUAUUAAUAAGGAGAUGCUAAAGGAAAGUAUCAAAUCCGUGGGGAAAAAUUAUGAAAGAGAAGAGAUAGACAAACAUAAUAUUCUUCCCCUCCCUGUGGAGGACAAAACGUCCGAAUGUUACAACUGCUUGGUGCUAUGUAAGGGCAUGCCAUUUCAUGUGGACACAGCUAGGAUUAAGGAGUUUUUCAACCCAUACAAACUUGUAGAUAAGUACACAAUUUUUAUAAAAGACAAGAAAGGUAAUUUCUUCGGGGAUGUUAUGGUUAGAUUUACAAACAAGGAGGAGAAACUACUGGCAUUGAAAAAUAAAAAUUUUAAAUUUCUAAUGCACAGGUAUAUACAGCUGUACAAUAUUAAUGAAGAGCAUUACGAGGAAUAUUUUAACGUGGGCUAUAAGAACCCCCCUUCGUAUAAAAAUUACGUCCCCAUUAAGAACGUUAUUGUGUCUAGUGGCCUCGAGGAGCUUGAUCCGCUUUCCGAGGGAGGAAGUACCGAUUGGGAUAGCACAUCAACGAGUGCACAUACCACUUCCGAUGAUCAGUUCCAGUAUCACUCCUUUUUUUGCGACCCCCUAGACGACGAUGAAGAGACGAAAGAACUUAGAGAAAAGGUGAACAAGAGAGGCAUUCUUCUGAAGAGUAUAUACACGGGGAAAAAACUCAGAGGGAGAAUAACGUCUGUGCAUCCUUAUGGCGUCUUCGUAGACUGUGAUGUGUACGUAAAGGACAAGAAUGGUAGAUUUAUAAAAAUCCUGGCUCUACUGCAUAAGAAUAAACUAACCAUAAAUAUAGGACUCCCCACGGACCCUUUACCAGAACAAGAGGAGAAAGAAUUAAUACUACAAAAAAAUAUGAACAUCAUUGUAUACGUCGAUAAAAUUAUAAAACGGGACAUCCAUCAUAGUGGUAGUAAUCCUAAGGAUGGAAAAAAUAAUUUAAUUUUUUUUAACCUCACCUUUGAUUCGUCCAUAACGGAGGAGAAAAUCCAGUGGCUUCAGAGUCUCAAGUUGAGGAGGAAGUCCAUUGAGGAAAAAAUGAAAAUGUGCAAUGACAGAUUUUUGAGCAUGUCCUCGGAGGGAAACGUGGCGGGUGCGGUGCCCAAAGUGAGGGAGCAGAAGGACCCAUCUGGAGGGGACCAUCCAUCCCAAGAUGUGCAAGUAGAUAGAACGGCAAGGGUAAGCGCUCUGAAAGGGGAAAAAAUGGGCAGUAACCAAAAAAUGUGCGACGUGCAGAGUUGCAGAACGGCGGAAUUUUCCCCUUCGGAGGAGAAGCACGAAUCGAAAUUUAACAGCAGCACCAAGAACAACAAGACCCUCAGCCGUAGGUCAAGCAAAAUAUACCUGAUGAAGGACACACAAUGUGAUUACAAUUUUGUGGAGAAAAAAUGGAUCAAGCCGGGGGUAGUCAGAUCAAUGUGUGCGUUGUACAGCAACAGUGAAGCAGAACAACCGGAGGGGACACACAAAAAUGAAAAAAAAAAUCCAAAAGGAAGAAAAAACAUGAAGAAGAAAAAGAAAAAAAAAAAUUUAGACGACGUUGACGUUUAUGAUGAGGAAGACAAUUUUGAUGAAAUUUUUAAACUCCAAGUGGGUGAUGCAGAGGGGCAGGGGGAAGACGGAGAGGUGCACAAUGACACUGAAAAUGUGGAACGAGUGACAGAUUCAGAAAAUGCGGCAACCCAACAGGACAGUCACAGCGACGACAAAAAUAAGAGGAGCGAAAAAAAGGUGAGCAACCACUAUAACGACGAAAUGAAGGGAAUUCUGGAUGACAUUUUUAGGAACAAGGGAAACGGCGAAAGUCCUCCAAAAAAGGCACCUAUAAAGGUACGCGCUGAUAAGUGUAAGCAAGGAAGCACCACUGGGGAACAGACACUCGGACAGAGCUUUGAAGACGUAAGUGAUAGAUCAAAAUGGAGAAACGACAUCCGAAAAGAGGAAUCCAUAUAUUAUUCGAAAAUGUUCGGACUGAAGACGGACAUAAACGACUUCUGUUCGGAUGUCCCACGGAGGAAGGACGCUGGUGGGGAUCAGAACAACUCGGGUGACAUGGAGGAGCUCAUGAAGUUCAGCGAAGGUGCAGAUGAGUGGGGGGCCUCAUCAAGUGAUAUCCAGGAGGAGAUUUUAAAAUUUGAAGGUAUAGAAAGUUGGAUGGAGAAGGCCAAAAAGGGAGAGAUGUCAACAGAGGAGGAACUGGAAGAGGGGGAAGAACCCAAAAAGGAGCAAUCGGAGGAACACAAACAGGGUGAGCAAACUACCGACGAAGCGAAUGGAGACCCACUAAAUUCAAUAAUUAGCGGGAAAGACGGAGAGUCCCUCGAUUUUUCACACCUCGCAGAAAUGACACCAGAAGAACUGAAAAGAGAAAUAUACAAAAAAAAAUUUCUUCUUCCCAUAGACGUAUCAACGGAAAGUCUGAAAAAUCGCCUAAUACAAAUAUACAUUUGUGAAAAAAAAAAAAUAAAAUUUGACAAUUAUCCAUUUAUUAGGUACUACCUGUUCGACUUCAAUGUACCAGUAGAAGAUAUUAAACUGUUCGUUCUGGCAAAUAAAAAAUUUUUAAAUAAGAAAAACAUAAAUUGUAACCUUCUGAACUCCCUAAAUUUGAACGAAUUGAAAUACCUGCUUCAUAAGUCGAUGGAAAAUAUUCGUCUAUGGGAACCGGAGGAUAAAAUAAAGAGGAAAAUUCUAAAUUUGAAUAAAGACCUUCUGCAAAAGCAAAACAUGAAUAACGUAGAUGAUGUAGAUGCAGAUAAUUUACUCAUAUUGUGGAAUGACUUUAAGGACUUUCUCCUAAAUUGUGUGUAUGGAAAUGACACCACGAGUGACUCAUGGGGGACAGACUUCACAAAUCUAGGAACGACCAACUGGGAACCAACCACCUCGUUCCGUACAAACAAUGCACACACACAAAAAUAUUUGAAUAGAAUGAAAAAUAUGGAAAAAGAAAACUUCUUUAUUAGCAAGAAACUACCCGUCGAUGAUGUACUUGAGAGACAAAUAAAUAAGAACAAAAUGGAACAUACGGACCCUUUUGAAAAUGCAUUAAGUACAUUAAAUAAAGAGCUUGAGGAAAACGAAGCCGAGCUGCCGGACAAGAUAAGCCUUAAGGAAGCCAUGAAAAUCCUGAACAAUAGAAGUUACAUGAAAAAAAUUAAGCGAGCUCUCAAUAACGACUCAGAUGAAAAGGCAAAUGAAAAAUACAUUGAUAAAAUUAUUAGCCUAAUUUUGAAGCAUAAAAAUUAUUACAAGGAACACCUGAGCGAAGACGUCCUGAGGAAGAAGCCCCACGAGGAACUAAUUAUCCUCCUGGAUCAGCUGCCCGCCGACCUCAUAGAAGACUUACUCUGA